CCCUACGCCGCGCCGCGCGCGCCCGCCGCGCCCGCGCCACCCAAGCGCGCCGCCGACGCGCGCGCGCCUCACAAGCCGCAGCACUACGCGGCCGACGGCUACGGCGCGGGCAAGCGUAAGAAGCGCCUGGCCGACAAGAUCCUGCCGCAGAAGGUGCGCGACCUGGUGCCCGAGUCGCAGGCCUACAUGGACCUGCUGGCCUUCGAGCGCAAGCUGGACGCCACCAUCAUGCGCAAGCGCCUCGACAUCCAGGAGGCGCUCAAGCGGCCCAUGAAGCAGAAGCGCAAGCUGCGCAUCUUCAUCUCCAACACGUUCUACCCGGGCCAGGGCGACAGCGCCGUGGCGUCGUGGGAGCUGCGCGUCGAGGGCCGCCUGCUCGACGACUCCAAGAACGACCCCAACAAGGUGAAGCGCAAGUUCUCGUCUUUCUUCAAGUCGCUGGUCAUCGAGCUGGACAAGGAGCUGUACGGGCCCGACAACCACCUGGUGGAGUGGCACCGCACGCUCACCACGCAGGAGACCGACGGCUUCCAGGUGAAGCGGCCCGGCUACAAGAACGUGCGCUGCACCAUCCUGCUGCUGCUGGACUACCAGCCGCUGCAGUUCAAGCUGGACGCGCGCCUGGCGCGCCUGCUGGGCGUGCACACGCAGGCGCGCCCCGUCAUCGUCAACGCGCUGUGGCAGUACGUCAAGACGCACAAGCUGCAGGACCCGCACGAGCGCGAGUACAUCGUGUGCGACAAGUACCUGGAGCAGAUCUUCGGCUGCGCGCGCAUGAAGCUGGCCGAGGUGCCGGCGCGGCUCGGCGCGCUGCUGCACGCGCCCGACCCCAUCGUCAUCAACCACCUCAUCUCCGUGGAGCCGCCGCACGACGCCAAGCAGACCGCGUGCUACGACAUCGACGUCGAGGUAGGCACAGCUCGGUGCUGUGGCGGCGCCUCAAUGAAGCUGGCCGAGGUGCCGGCGCGGCUCGGCGCGCUGCUGCACGCGCCCGACCCCAUCGUCAUCAACCACCUCAUCUCCGUGGAGCCGCCGCACGACGCCAAGCAGACCGCGUGCUACGACAUCGACGUCGAGGUAGGCACAGCUCGGUGCUGUGGCGGCGCCUCAAUGAAGCUGGCCGAGGUGCCGGCGCGGCUCGGCGCGCUGCUGCACGCGCCCGACCCCAUCGUCAUCAACCACCUCAUCUCCGUGGAGCCGCCGCACGACGCCAAGCAGACCGCGUGCUACGACAUCGACGUCGAGGUAGGCACAGCUCGGCGCUGUGGCGGCGCCUCAAUGAAGCUGGCCGAGGUGCCGGCGCGGCUCGGCGCGCUGCUGCACGCGCCCGACCCCAUCGUCAUCAAUCACCUCAUCUCCGUGGAGCCGCCGCACGACGCCAAGCAGACCGCGUGCUACGACAUCGACGUCGAGGUAGGCACAGCUCGGCGCGGUGGCGGCGCCUCAAUGAAGCUGGCCGAGGUGCCGGCGCGGCUCGGCGCGCUGCUGCACGCGCCCGACCCCAUCGUCAUCAACCACCUCAUCUCCGUGGAGCCGCCGCACGACGCCAAGCAGACCGCGUGCUACGACAUCGACGUCGAGGUAGGCACAGCUCGGCGCGGUGGCGGCGCCUCAAUGAAGCUGGCCGAGGUGCCGGCGCGGCUCGGCGCGCUGCUGCACGCGCCCGACCCCAUCGUCAUCAACCACCUCAUCUCCGUGGAGCCGCCGCACGACGCCAAGCAGACCGCGUGCUACGACAUCGACGUCGAGGUAGGCACAGCUCGGCGCGGUGGCGGCGCCUCAAUGAAGCUGGCCGAGGUGCCGGCGCGGCUCGGCGCGCUGCUGCACGCGCCCGACCCCAUCGUCAUCAACCACCUCAUCUCCGUGGAGCCGCCGCACGACGCCAAGCAGACCGCGUGCUACGACAUCGACGUCGAGGUAGGCACAGCUCGGCGCGGUGGCGGCGCCUCAAUGAAGCUGGCCGAGGUGCCGGCGCGGCUCGGCGCGCUGCUGCACGCGCCCGACCCCAUCGUCAUCAACCACCUCAUCUCCGUGGAGCCGCCGCACGACGCCAAGCAGACCGCGUGCUACGACAUCGACGUCGAGGUAGGCACAGCUCGGCGCGGUGGCGGCGCCUCAAUGAAGCUGGCCGAGGUGCCGGCGCGGCUCGGCGCGCUGCUGCACGCGCCCGACCCCAUCGUCAUCAACCACCUCAUCUCCGUGGAGCCGCCGCACGACGCCAAGCAGACCGCGUGCUACGACAUCGACGUCGAGGUAGGCACAGCUCGGCGCGGUGGCGGCGCCUCAAUGAAGCUGGCCGAGGUGCCGGCGCGGCUCGGCGUGCUGCUGCACGCGCCCGACCCCAUCGUCAUCAACCACCUCAUCUCCGUGGAGCCGCCGCACGACGCCAAGCAGACCGCGUGCUACGACAUCGACGUCGAGGUAGGCACAGCUCGGCGCGGUGGCGGCGCCUCAAUGAAGCUGGCCGAGGUGCCGGCGCGGCUCGGCGCGCUGCUGCACGCGCCCGACCCCAUCGUCAUCAACCACCUCAUCUCCGUGGAGCCGCCGCACGACGCCAAGCAGACCGCGUGCUACGACAUCGACGUCGAGGUAGGCACAGCUCGGCGCGGUGGCGGCGCCUCAAUGAAGCUGGCCGAGGUGCCGGCGCGGCUCGGCGCGCUGCUGCACGCGCCCGACCCCAUCGUCAUCAACCACCUCAUCUCCGUGGAGCCGCCGCACGACGCCAAGUAG
Maniola jurtina (meadow brown) is the source of this 2730-nucleotide messenger RNA. RefSeq lists its product as uncharacterized. The transcript is spliced from 6 exons. NCBI's taxonomy places the organism in Eukaryota, Metazoa, Arthropoda, Insecta, Lepidoptera, Nymphalidae. The record is from RefSeq and is a predicted model, not a curated record. Gene Ontology annotation, biological process: regulation of transcription by RNA polymerase II. The coding region runs from base 187 to 2730 and encodes 847 amino acids. Gene Ontology annotation, cellular component: SWI/SNF complex; nucleus.